Molecule: messenger RNA, 1413 nt
Organism: Colletotrichum truncatum
Lineage: Eukaryota; Fungi; Ascomycota; Sordariomycetes; Glomerellales; Glomerellaceae
Source: RefSeq, a predicted model, not a curated record
AUGGAAGAGAAACACGACUCCGGGACCGACGGGGUUGCUCCUCCGGGCCAUCCGGACCGGCACACACCCCUAGAUAGCCAUCAUGAUGAUUCACUCCGAGACCCUGCCAUGCUAGGCCGUCACAGCCUGCAAAUAAACCACGGUCGUCCUCCAGCGGCCUCCGCUCCGCAUGUCACCGGCGGAGGAACCACACUGAGCGGAACCAACUCCGGCAGCGAUACCAGUAAGCCGGACGUCGUCCUCGAUGAGAAGAAAUCGUACAGCCUCCCGGACAACCUCAAUGAGACAAACACCAGAACCAAACCCCCACACCACGAACCGCAUGCACCCACGACAGCACACCGAAAGACGCGGCAGAGCCAUGACUUUGACCGCCGUUACGACGGGCCCUUUGCCCGACCCAGCCUGACAAUGGCCCGGCCCUCGCAAUCCUCCGCCCGCUCUCCCCGUCCCUCCGGCGUCUACCACCCAGGCGGGCUGCCAGACACAUCCGCCAUCCCGGAAUCAGAACCCUCGGGACCGGUAUUCCAGCCGACGCCGCCCCCGUUAAACUACACCCUCCGCACCCGCAAACUCGCCAUCUUCCUCUUCUGGUUCCUCAUCCUCUUCGACUCCAUCGUCAUGCCGAUAGCACUCUACUUUGGCCUCUGGUACGGCGUCGGCCCGGGCACGAAUACCCCGACCGAGAAGAAACAGAAACUCACGCCCAACGCCGUAUUCUCCAUCGUCACGGCCGCGGUGGGAGGAGCCAGCAUCGUCGAGUAUUUUCUCCGUUUCUGGCGGCUCUGGAGGAAGGGUAGCACGUGUCGUGUAAUCGGGGCGCAUAGGUGGUACCUAGACUGGUUCCAUUGGAACUUUUCCUUUGCGUGGAUCAUCAUCAUGAUUGAACUCAUCGUCGGCACCGUCCCGGAACACCCGCCAAUUCGUCUGCUCUCGAUGCCCGUGACAACAAUGCUCUUCGUGUUCGGCACAGAGCUACUGGCGGUCGACAUCCUCCGCGCCUUCCACGUCCCCGCGCCCUGCCGGAUCUCUUCGAUCCCCAAAGGCGCGCAGCUCCGCCCCGGCAUCUACAGCCUGAUAGAAGACAUCUGCGCCGUCGACGGCUCCGGCGGCACCGAGUUCCGCGUGGCGCUGGACAGGCGGUACGAGGCGAGCCACACGUUCCGCGCGAUGCUGCGUCGGCUCGGGAUAUUCUGGGCCGUCGGCGCCGAGGCGUGCGCCGUGUUGUGCACGGCGCUCAUCUUCACCAUGAGCGGUGACGUCGCGUAUACGCUGGGCUGGUCGUUGCCGUUCGUGUGGGCUGGGUUCUGGACGUUGGCGACGUUUUGGUACGUGCAUUGGCAGUUGAAAAAGGAGGCCAAGGACUGGGCUGAAGAGGUUGCGCGGAAAGCGCCUGCUGAGUCGGUGGCUUGA